Molecule: messenger RNA, 414 nt
Organism: Aspergillus calidoustus
Lineage: Eukaryota; Fungi; Ascomycota; Eurotiomycetes; Eurotiales; Aspergillaceae
Source: the annotation of a GenBank genome assembly
AUGCUCCCCCCAACCCUCGAUCUCGUCCUCGGCAAAUCCGCGUACCGCGACCCCCAACCCCAGAACUGGGUUCUUAUCCUCUUCCCCUCGACCACCCUCUCCGCUGACACCCCAACCCCAAACACAUACUACUACAUCCAAGGCGGUCCGCACCAAGACCCACCUACGGAAUUCGAGGCCUCCGUUGAUGUCGACACGCAGUUUUAUGCGUGGACGAUUGCGAGAAUGGAGAAGAUUUGUAGUAUUGAUGUUAGGGAUAAGGAGAGGGUUGAUGCGGUUGUGAGCGGGGUUGAGGCUAAGAGUUCGCAGGUUUAUGUUGUUGAGAUACUCAGGGAGUUAGAGGGGGUUCAUUUGGUUCCUGAUGGGACGGCGGCGGACUGGGCGAGGAGGGUUGAUAAGAGGUUGUGGGGUUAG